AUGGCUACGUCGCCGGCUUUGGUGGGCGCGCGGCCGCGAUGAUCCCUGGCGCGCUCGGCGCAGCUCGGCCUCCUCCGGAUACCACCGCUACGAGUCGUCGCCGCCUCCUCCUUCUCCUCCUCGCCGCCAGCGGCCGUUGGCGGCGCCGCCGCUACGACUACGACUGCUGCUGCCUCGGCGCCUCGACGCGCCCCCUCGUCGCGGACCGUUAUCCGACGCGCGGGUCGACCAAGUGCCCCGCGGCCACCGGACUGGAAGACGCUGCCGUCGCCGCAGGUCGUCGACGAACCGCCUGAGACGAUUUAGAGAGCCUGUUACCUACUCCCGUUAUUCUUUUUUUUGCUCCCUACUUACUCCCCACCCGGUGUGUUGUUUCCUCUUCCCCGCUGCGCAUCUGCCGGUGUUCUCUUCCCUUGCGUGGCAUUCGGCGCCUCGCCGAAGCAGCAAGCCCUCCCGCCUGCCUUGUUGUCCCAAACGGGAAAGAAGAACGCACUCGGGCAUCGAGCCAAGCAGGUGUCCCUCGCUCCCGAAGUGUUCUUUCCGGAAGAAAACCCCUCCUAAACGGCCCUGCGCACCUAAUUAAUUCGUCGUUUCCUUCUGUUGCGCCGGCUCCGACUGCAGACGUCGUUCCUCUCGAAGGAACCAGCGCGGAAGUGCCGAUUCGCCGAGAACCCAAGGCUUAGUGACCGUUUCCCCUGUCCCAACGGGCACCGAUCCAGUGGUCCGGUGACGCGUUUUGAUUUCUGCUCGCUUCGGCAAAAAUUUGCUCGUUUGUCACCUCACCCGCUUUUUCUUUGUUUCCGAGUGUGUGUUUUGUUGCGACACCCGCGACCCCUAUCCGGUGCUCUUCUGACUGUGUUCUAUACACAAGUUCGGGCUAACCGCGACCGCCUUCUUCGUGAGACCCAGAAACGACUACCUUCUGUGCUGCUCUUCAAGUUCCCAGCGUGUGCUUUGUUUGUUGUGUUUUGUUGCGCCUUUUAAGAACACACACAUCCCCUCGGAUAUUUUAUCGUGUUCCGGUGCCGUCCCAGAGGAUUUGGAGCUCUCCCACUGCAAUAACGAAAUAGAGCGAGCCGCUAUCAUUUGUUCAAAGAUUUGCACGCCAUCGCCGGCCAUCGUGCAGACGGUCAUCUUUCCUGCAUUUUCUUCUGCUUUGUUCGCACGUGAGCAAAACACACGUUCAAAGGAGGGCUCUUGUUUGUUCAUCUGGAUUUCUCGCGUUGCUGUCCGGCCCCCGGCACUUCAGUUCCAGUGCGUAACUUUCUUUCUAUCCUGGCGUUCAAAUCACGAUACGAUUGACAAACAUCGUCUGCAAGAUCCCGACAUUCGUUUACGAGCACGUGACCGCAAACUAGCCUCGCUCUCUCCUCUUUAAUCUUAACGCGAAAGACGUACUUCUGGAACGGUUGCAGGCCGAAAGAACGUAACGGCGUAUAACCGCACGACUCGUUCACCGCGAACGGCGGCUUCCGAGGGAAAGAACCGUGAAUCGACGACAUCCUGCGCACCGUUGCCGCGUUCUUCGAACUGUGCGACACCGGUGACAUUGUGAUAUCGGGCGGCACCGAUGAAGAGGAAGAAAGCACGUUAGAGGAACCACGACGCUUGCGAGAGGGCGGGACUGACGGACGAGUGCAGUGCGGCUGACCCCCUCUCGGACGAGACAUCGACGACGAGGACCACGUGCUUCUCCACCUACCCUACCCAUCGGUGACGACCAAUUCCCGCGGCGCCGAAGGAUGCAGUGAGGCGUGAAACAGCGAUUGGAGCUUCACCAUGGCUGAGGACUGGCCCUUCGCCUCGCUGACUUAAGAAGGCGCCGCUGGAUUUCUGCAGCUUGGCUGAAGAUGAGCGCAUGAUGGACCAUGAAGCAGAGCUCGAGGCAGCCAUCAACCUCUCGACGGGACAGACCACGGCUGCCGUCCGCGCGUCCAGCGCCACUCCGACCACCAACGGCGUGCCGCACGAGGACGACAUCACCGCUCAGACCCCGCUGGGCACGUCCAAGACGCAGCAGCUGCACCUGCAGCUGCAACAGCGUGCCGCGGCGGCCGUGGCGGCUGCCUCCUCGGCGGCCGGCUGGCCGGGCGGAGGGGACUCCAAGGGCGCCCUGCCGCAGGGCGCCGGCGGCACCGGGAACUCCGGCACCGGCGCACCAAUGGGAGGAGGAGGCACCAGCCCGGACCUGUCUCCGCUUCUGGUGAUGAAUAGCCUGGCCCAGCAGCAGGUGCAGCAGCUGCUGCAACAGCAGCUGCUCUCGCCCGCCCAGCUGCAGCAGAUUCUGGCCACACAGCAGCAGACCUUCCUCUUCCAGCAACAGCAGCACCAACAGCAGCAGCAGCAACAGAAGCAGCUGGAGACGGUGAUCCCGCACCUGCAGGAACAGCUACAGUUCAUCAUGGUCCAGCAAAGCCAGGUCCUGCAGCAGCUCAACGGACUUAACAGCGGCUCUUCCUCGUCCCACGGAGGAGCUGCUAUCGCCUCUCAGGACGCAUCCCCCGGCGGCGGCGGCGGCGGCAAGGGGUCGGCGAGCGGCAAACCGGGGCGACAGCAGCUCCAGCUGCAGCUCCAGCAGCUGGCGCUCCAGCAGCACCAGAUCAUGCAGCAGCUGCAGAUAUCGCACCGGCAGUACCUGCUCGGGUUGCCGCCGUUCCUCCUGCCGCAGGCCCUGAACACGGACCUUCAGGGGCUCUGGAAGGACGGCGUCGCCUCGGGCCUGGACGUCGACGGCGGGCCGCUCAAGGGCCUCAAUGGCCUCCUGGGCUCGGCCGCCGCGGCCGCCGUGGCUGCACAGCAUCAGCAGCAGCAGCAGCACUCCCAACAGCAGCAGCAACAGCAGCAGCAGCACGCGCCUCCCGGUCCUCCCCCGCCCCUGGGCAUGCCCACGGCCCAGCAUCCGCCCACGUCGCAGUCCUCGGGCACGCGACUCGUCAACGGCAACAACACGGUGCUGCAGAGCGCCCUCCAGGGACUCCAGUCGUCCCACCACCAGCAGCAGCUCCAGCAGCACCACUCGGCCUCCUCGGCGGGCUCCCUGUGCCACGGGCCCAACGAGGCGGGCUCCGCGUCUUCGUCGCCGUCCACGUUCCAGCAGCAGUUGGGGAAGGAGGAGAGGUCUUCCGGUGCCAGUGGUGCCACCAGCGGGCACGCGCUCUACGGCCACGGCGUCUGCAAGUGGCCCGGGUGCGACGCCGAGUGUGAAGACUACCAGGCCUUUGUAAAACACUUGAACACCGAACACCAGCUGGAUGAUCGAAGCACAGCGCAAGCCAGGGUACAGAUGCAGGUAGUGUCCCAGCUGGAACUGCAGCUCGACAAGGAGCGAGACCGGCUCCAGUCCAUGAUGGCGCACCUCCACAUGAAGCCGCCCAACGGCAGUCCAUCUGGCUCUGGCAACAAGGACUCGCCUUUUGCGAGCUGCUCCCCUCCUCCCUCGUCCUCGUCUGUGUGCCUGCAGCUGUUGUCGUCGACCCCCAAGCCAGCGACGUCCUCACCUCAGGCGCUGUUGCCCAUCAGCCCGAGCCCGCCGCCCCUGGCGAUGAGCAGCCCGCUCAUGACGAGCCGGCUGCUCGGGCUGCCCUCGUCCACCCAGCCACCGGGCUCGGGACCCAUUCGGCGCCGGCUGAGCGACAAGGGCGUAUCUCCGCUCUCGGGUAUGGAAAUCGCAUCAUUACCCGACUCCCCCAUACGACGUAGGGUGGCGGAGAGAGCUAACUUGGAUAUCACCGAAGAGAUCCAGCGAAAUCGAGAGUUUUACAAGUCUGCGGACGUUCGGCCUCCCUUCACAUAUGCCUCUCUCAUUCGGCAGGCCAUAAUUGAAUCUCCUGAUAAGCAGUUAACGCUGAAUGAGAUCUACAACUGGUUCCAGAAUACCUUCUGCUACUUCCGUAGGAAUGCUGCAACUUGGAAGAAUGCGGUGAGACACAACCUGAGCCUACACAAAUGUUUUAUGCGUGUUGAGAACGUUAAAGGGGCUGUGUGGACUGUGGACGAAAUAGAAUUCUACAAGCGUAGGCCCCAGCGACUCCAAGAUCGGAUAGCAGGGGGCCUACCAGUGCCUUCCCAGCAAGUAGGACAGAGAUCGGUCCGUAGUCCGACCCUCCAGCAAAGUCCGGGUCUGUACGGAGAGUCCCUUAACGCUUCACUGCAAGCAGCGCUGGCCGAGAGCAACCUGUCAUUCCUCAGUGCAGCGAUUUCCGGCACGGCGGUGAGCACGGCGGCGUCCAUUGCGGGUGGCGUAGUCAUGCCCGGGGCUCGGCCGCCGAGCGCAGGCAACGGACCCCUCAGCAGCCCGGUGGUCUCCUCAGGUGGGCUGCUGCCCGCCGCCCCACAGCUACAUGGGGACGCCGCCGCUGCGGAGCGCUUCGUCGCCGGCAUGCUCGGCCAGGGACUCCCGGGGGAGAGACUCACCAGCAAUGGCGUCCACAUCAAGCAGGAACCAGUGGUAGAAGAGCCCAGCAGUGACCUGGAGGAACCCAUGGAGGCCACUCCCGAACAACUGGUCACGGGCUCCGUGCUCGAAGACGACCUGGGGAGCGACGAGGCGCCGCGACCCUCCGACGGCAUGGACGCCGCGCUCGGGGGCCGAGACUCGGCCACCGAACGGGAGGACAACGAGGAAGCCGAGGACUUGUCCCUGUCUUCGUCCACGACGACCCCCUGCGAGACGCCAGUCUCGAACUCGACGUAGGACAUUGCCCCCCUCCAUUCACCAGCGCUCCCUACUCCCGACUCACCCCGUCAGUCCUCCUCCAUCCUCUUCCUCUUCCGCCCUCUCCCGCGAGAGGUCGCGCGGCCCCGCCGUCGUCAACGCGGAUCGAGCCGAGAAUGCCCCUACCCUCUUCCUCCUCCAUGGCACGAAUUUCAUCUCGUCUCCACGCAGCCGCAGCAGCAGCAGCAACAGCAGCAGCACCAACGCCAGCAUUGUCACUGUAGCAGUCGGCGAACACACCUCUAUCGCACCGGUACCUCAGUAAACACAAUUACCUCAGUGGGAAGGGCGACGAGCUGUUUCCGGCAGAGACAAGUGUUUUCCCCUUUCUUUCCAGGCUGUGGUUGUUUUACGGCGGACUGUUUGACGCGGAGCGUUUAGUCGAGGCCGCAAGAGUGGACGCAGCGAGAGAAAAAUCUGGUUCGGCUCUCUGCUUAAGGAGUGGCAUAAGAUGUCAUCUUCACGGACAGUCGUACGUGUUGCUUGUUUGGUGGAAGAUGCGCUAGAGCACCUGUCAGCAAGCGGAAUGUGCAUGUGGCGGCGUUUGGCCCACACGAGUCUUAAGCUCACCAGUCAUUAUUGAAGCACUUAAAUGCGGAGGGCACCCAAGGUGAUCUCCAUGUCAUUUCUUGCUUGAACUGGCUAAGCUUUCCUAAUGUCAUAUUUUCAGUGGUGCCACUCGUUUGCUACAAUCAGAAACAAAGAUUUUCCUAUCGGAAACAUAUAGGUUGUUGGGUUUUCGUACGCAUAGUAUUCAAAGUGACCUAACGUUUUCAGUUUACAUCUACUAUUGCAAGCUUUCAAAACAAGCUCAGUAGCGAACAAAACAAUAUGACCUUAAUUUCGUCUAUGCUAUAUUGAGUAGCUAUAAGCUUGAAAAUUGAAAAGAAAAAGAGAGGAAAAUUAGCGCACUGCUUGUGCAGCAAGUGGCAAAAGCCAUCUUCUUUCCACGCACCUGUUUACACGAAAGAACAGUGGCGAGUUCUGUGUAGUCUUCGGAAUCAUGUGUCAAAGUGCUGUUGACGAUCCCUCCAAGCUAUCUCUCUCCAAGUUUGCCCUCCAAGUUGGCACGACAUUCUUAAAGCAAGCAGGUCAAGAAGAGUUACCGGCCCGAUCGGAUGGCAGCGAGGUUUAGAGCCUCCCGCCCCCUUUGCAUGCAGAAGGUGGCAUUGAUCGAACGGAAGCAUUGCGAUGUCAGCGCAGCGUCCUGGCAGACUCCAGCCGAAGAGCCUCGGGAGAAAAAAAUGUUCCUCUGUGCAUAUCGUUCUACGCUGUGACUACGCAGUGUCAGCUUUUUCCUAGAUACAAAACGAAGCGCGAAAAACAAAAAAACGCGAUCGAUGAACCACAGAAAAAAAAAGUUGUAAAAGUUACCAACUAUAGUAUACUUCGUGUUCUCCCUCCUCCCUCCGUUUGUGUGUAACAAGAAAUAUAGUGCUACGUAAACAACGUCACUUUUGCAGUCUUCAUACUAAGUACUUAGAGAAAGCAAGUGGCAGUACCUUGUGUAGGUGGUAGCGAUAAUCUUUGGUAGCAGUCUGUGUGGUACAUUUACCUUCCACGGACUCGCAUUCGUGGCAAAGCUUUGGCUCAUUGUCUUAGAGAGUUGAGCUUCUCACUGUGGACUCUCUGUCGAAAUUGCACAUCCUGAAACCCAAGUGUCUGUGUUUCUUGCAAAGUGUGAACAUUGCCACUGAUGUCGGGAGCAUUUGUUUCUGCUGGUUUCUCCUGUACCAUUUGUUCUGAUAUCUGUGAACUUUGGCCUGAUAUGAUCAUACUACCGUGCGUAUCAUUUUGAGCAUACCGUAGCCCCCAAGGGUCUGCGAUACCUCCCACUGAUAACGCACGAGAAAAACGCAAGUGAAACUCCAUUCAGCGGUGUGAUUUAUAUAUGGGAUGUGACCUUGUGCUGUUAAGUUGGUUGAGUGCUGUGCUAAGGACAGUUGCAGUAACUUGUUUCUUCACCCCUUUUUUCUUCUUUUGUUCACUGCUUACACGUGCAGAGGGUCAUCUCAAAUAUUGCCUGGCAUCCCGCGCGAGCCUCUAAACAAAUCUGCUUUAAAAAGAGCAUUACAUUUCAUUUUUUUUGUUUCCCUUCACAUGUACAAAAACAAGAAGGCAACGCAAACCAUCGGUACAAUUUUUUUUUUCUGCGUGCCUCAUUCAUUUCAUUUUGUUCAAUUUCAUGGUUUUCUCAUCUUUGUGGCCAUACCCUACCCUCGUGUUACCAUCACACCACAUGAACAAUGACUUUGCAUUCCUUAUGACCAAGCAGGCUGCCACGUUGUCAUGUGUGCCAUGUGCUGUUGGUGUGCUUCUAUUUUCACGCUUGCUUUUUACUCAAUUUCUUUCUCAGCGUUUCGCACCGCUUGCUUUAUUUUUUAGGUGUCUACAGCUUCUGUCAAGCUUUUCCUUUGUCAGUUUUCGUUGCAGCCUGCUCAUCUGCAUGUGGACGUUUGGCUACUUGUUUAUUUUCCUUUCCACCUAGAUUUUCUGCUUGCAUUUCUGAGCACCACUUCUUGUCUGAAAUACCCAGUGACUUUAUUUCGCAGAUGUUUUUUUGUAUUUACAAAUAUAGUUAUAUCUGCUGCACCAGAAAUACAAAGUUUUUAAUGCUGAUAAUUUUUUUGGAGUGCUCUUGUAGUUCUUUAGCUUACUUCUAUUGCUUUGUUUCUAUUCAAAGUCUAAUGUCCAAUACUUUGUAGUAGUGUUUUAUAUUUUUUGUCUAUUGAAAGUGAGAGCCGGGAAGAAAAAAAAAGAGAUAACGAAUGAGUGUUCUAAGUGAAGGUUUUCGUCCUUAAGGUAUUUAUUGAUGAUUGUACAUAUUAAUUAUUCUGGCGUGCACUUGUGCCAGUGGAGGAUGGCAAAGUUUUCUUUGAUACUAGUGUAAGCUCUGUAUGGCAUCAUGUUCAACUCAUUUGAUUUUGUGCAUGUUGUGUUUGCAUUUGCAUAGUCACGACCGGGCAACUCACACUCCUUGUGGAAAAAAUCAAGCCAACGGUUUUCAUUAUUGGUCGCUCGCUAGCGCCGUUACAGAGCACUAACGGUGUGCAUUUCGAGUAGAUAGCGUACAUUGGAUGCGUGGUGAAGGCAUGUGUUACUUUCAUUCACAUCUGAAGCACUCGUAAAAGAAAAAAACUGAAAGAUACUGGUGAUGCUUUUUUGUUCGUUUUCUUUCUUUCUUACGUGUUCCGUUGUCCCAUAUCUGUGUUUUUGUUUCUUCUGGAAUGGUGUAACAUCUUUAUUUUUCAGUCAUGCAUUAGAAGCUGUGUGGUAGUGUUUCAAGCCAGUCAUGCAAAACAUACAUAUCACUUCAUGCUUCCACGUACUUAAUGAAAAAGAGAGAGAGAGAACCUGCAUCUUCGCAAAUCACAUAUCCACAAUGUUGUCAAUACAGUAUUUUUUGCCCUGA
This is a messenger RNA of Dermacentor albipictus, 8126 nucleotides long. It is a transcript of the gene FoxP, whose product is annotated as forkhead box P. Gene Ontology annotation, cellular component: nucleus. Gene Ontology annotation, biological process: regulation of transcription by RNA polymerase II. NCBI's taxonomy places the organism in Eukaryota, Metazoa, Arthropoda, Arachnida, Ixodida, Ixodidae. Gene Ontology annotation, molecular function: DNA-binding transcription factor activity, RNA polymerase II-specific; RNA polymerase II cis-regulatory region sequence-specific DNA binding. The record is from RefSeq and is a predicted model, not a curated record.